Stegastes partitus (bicolor damselfish) is the source of this 5629-nucleotide messenger RNA. It is a transcript of the gene eaf1, whose product is annotated as ELL associated factor 1. NCBI's taxonomy places the organism in Eukaryota, Metazoa, Chordata, Actinopteri, Pomacentridae. Gene Ontology annotation, cellular component: super elongation complex. The transcript has 6 exons. The coding region runs from base 115 to 894 and encodes 259 amino acids. Gene Ontology annotation, biological process: transcription elongation by RNA polymerase II. Gene Ontology annotation, molecular function: transcription elongation factor activity. The record is from RefSeq and is a predicted model, not a curated record.
UUGUCUUGUAGUUGGCUUCUUAAUCCGACCCUCCGGGAGUUGAGAGAUCCGACUCGGCUCUUCGCGGUACUUUCACAUAAAUGUGAGUUUCGACCAUUUUAAACGAACGGAGCCAUGAACGGGAGCACGAAUCCGCUGCUGGACAAAGAGGAGCAUGUUUUGAAGCUCGGAGAAAGCUUUGAGAAGAGGCCAAAAUCUUCUUUUCACACUAUCAGAUAUGACUUCAAACCAGCAUCUAUCGACACGAGCUGUGAAGGAGAACUACAAGUUGGAAAAGGAGAUGAAGUCACCAUAACGCUACCUCACAUUCCAGGCUCCACGCCUCCAAUGACAGUAUUCAAAGGAAACAAGCGGCCGUACCAGAAGGACUGUGUGCUUAUCAUUAACCAUGACACCGGGGAGUUCGUACUGGAGAAGCUGAGCAGCAGCAUCCAGGUCAAGAAAACCAGGGCGGAGGGCAGCAGUAAGAUCCAGGCCCGGAUUGAGCAGCAGUCAGUUCGGUCCAGUCAGCCCAGCUCUCAGUUUCGGGCUCCGACCAAGCCUGGGGCUGGGAUCAAAACCUCUCCCUCCCCAUCUAAGGAUAAUCCCUCCCCAGAGCCGCAACUUGAUGACAUCAAGAGAGAGCUGCGAGCGGAGGUGGAGGUGAUAGAGCAGAUGAGCAGCAGCGGCAGCAGCAGCUCCUCUGACUCAGCCAGCGCCUCGGGAAGCGGCGACGACAGCAGCAGCAGCGACGGCGAGCACGACGCCCCCCGACCACUCAGCCAGACCUCCCCCAGCCGCCACCCCAUGGCCAACGGAGGAGCCGACCGGCAGCAGGGCAACAACCAGCUCAUGAACACACUCCGAAAUGACCUUCAGCUCAGUGAGUCCGGCAGCGACAGCGACGAUGACUGAGCUCUCCUGGUCAGUCUCUCUCUUCACACUCCUCCUACUUUCUGCCUGGUUCACUUGUUCCUUUGCUGUGAUAGCUGAUCCCAGCUGUAUAUCUUGGUUUGACUGUAUUUUUUUAAAUUUUAUUUUAGUAUAUCCUUAAAGCUGGCCUGCUUGGAACUUUGAGAGUGUAUUUUUUAUUAGAUGUAUAUUUUGUUUUGUAUAGCAAAACUUCAGAAAAAAAAAAACUAAUUUUACUUGAGAGGUUUGGAAGAAUAUAUAUUAGAGUGCACAUGCAUAUUUUCUGUACUUAGAGAAGCUAGUUUUAUCUACUUGUAUCAUCUGUUUUUGUUGGAUUUUUGUUUUAUGGUAAGUCGAGCAAGAUGCCGAUCUCGAGAUGUCGCUCCGUGUUCCCUCCCCUUGUCUUGACAUUUGUCAGAGAGAGCUGUGGGAGUCUUCUCUGCAACGUCGUGUUUUUAUCAGUUUACUAAGCAUACAACAAAAAAAAAAAAAAGCAGAAUUGCACAAAUAUCCUGCAAAUGAGCAACACAUCAAAGAGAAAAAGAAAAGCCGCUUUGCUAUCUGAGAUGGGUAUUGAGCGCAAAGAAUCAACUUUACUUUGUGCCUUCCUAGUCUCAACUUUAGGUGGCUGUUUGCUGUUCAUUUUAGAAAGUAGUCUCAGUAAAGGUCGAGCUAAUGUUAGAUGACCUUCAUUAAAGAAUUCGGAUGGUGUCAUUCUACAUUUUCCUUGCAGUCAACAAAUCCUAUGAAAAAGCAAAACCAACAAAGUGUCAGACGAUCUCUCAAUACUUCUCAGCGACACGUCAGAACUGCUUCACCAAUAUAUCAUUUGAUUUGUUUUAAAGGAUCAGUAAGGCCUUCAAACAACUGGAAAUGCUGCAUUUGUUGGGAUCUAUUUUGAGGAUUUGUCCAAAUUUGGUGAUCUGAGCAGGCUAAGCUUUGUUUUUCAGAUUUGUUGACAACAAGAAAAACACUAAAUUUCACCAGGUUUUCUUUUAAAAACGUGCAUCAAUCACAGAAGAAUUUACAUAAAUUAUGUGUCAAGUUGCUGCUCUGAGGAUUUUUAGGGUCUGGCAAUUAGGAUUCAAGACUCCUCUUUUGUUUUACCUUGUAGGAAACUAGAGGUGACACAUGUUGCUGAUGUUUUGUGAUUUCUUUUUCACCACAAGGGGGCAGAGAAGACUCAUAAACAAACGCAGAAACAGGCUUGUAUCGACUAUGCUGGUAUGGAUAAUAUGUUAGCAAGCAAUUGAAUGUAAGUGUAGUAUUCACUCCCACUUUAGCUCUGGUUUCAUUCUCUAGAAAUCUAUCAGCUGCUAGAUAUUUCUUUUUCCUCACCAGCUACUCAUUUACUUCCACUGUCUGUCAUGUAGCAGUAGACAUUAUUCUCUCUUAGCUGUUAUUUUCCUCAUGCAGCAGCAACAGUUUCAUACAGGGAUGUAGAUCAGAGCCUAAGAAGCUCAAACAAAGUAUUUCUGAAGCUGGAGAAUCAAAAAUAAAGAGCUAAGAAAGCUCAAGAAGUUCAGUCAAAGUGUAAAAUUGGCUGUUGUUGGCAGUAUUACCAAACCGGAUGCAGCUGUUUGAGUGUAUGCUGAUUUUCCUGCAUCUCACAGAUAAGACAAAUGUAUUUUCUGAGCUCAGUUACUUUCAGUGAGAUGGUCAGGUGAUAAAAGCUGACACAGAGUAGAAUCAGUGACAGCAAUGUUUAAAAGAAUUAUGUUUUUUAAAUCCUCCACUGUCAGUUAGUGAAACAAUAACUGAGCAGUUCAUCUAAAGGGUUGAGAUUUAAAAGGGGCGUCGGCGUUUGCGAGUACAAAAAUUCACUUAUCUGUUGUGAAAAAACCAAAAUAUGCAGGGUUUAGUUUGCAAAGGGAAGUAAGUUUCCCAAAGGGAUUUAGUUUCCUUUUUUUUUUCCAGAAAUGCCAAUUUUUGGUUUCAAAUUUAUUGUAUCAGCUACAUCUUCUAUUUUUUUAAACAGAGAACAUUUUAUUUUCGGUUCAGAUUUUUCAUACACUAUCUAUAUCAUAGUACCAUCCCAUGCCUUACAGCAUUUCAGUUGGGAAAUUUAGGUGAAUGUGUCGUUUUCUUAAAAUGCCAAAGAGUUGAACUGCCCCUCAUCACGUGCAAGAUGUGCAGGAAUGUUCAUGGUGUUACAUCAGUGUGUUGUUGUAUUCAUUUUACUUUCAUCUCAGACUGCUUUGUGAGUGACUUUUCCCUUUAUCUGCCAGAGACACUGGUGCUAGGAAAUAUCAGUUGGUAUUGCUUGUAUGGCAUAUUAUUAUUAUUACUAUUAUUAAAGCAGUGCAACAACCUGAAGUCAAAAACAAGACAGAAGAGUUUCAUUACAAAAUGAGCAGAAUCAACUUUCACACUGACGUUCAAAUGUUGGUUUUUCAUUUGUGUUCUUCACUGUGACAGAUGAUCUCUUCUUAUUAGACGGCUAAUCUGCUUUCUAGUAAACUAAGAUUUUUUUUAGUUUAAGGAACAAGUGUGUAUGUUUAGUAGGAUCCAGGAGUGAGGUCGCAGAUUGGAAACAAAUAAUAUCCAUCCAUUUUGAAGCAUGUAGGAGGGCCUGUGGUGGCUGCCAGAGAGGCUCCUUUACUUGCUCCCUCUGUGCACAUGAGUGGCUUCUUCUCAGCCAAUGAAACCACAGCGAUUCAUAGGUACAGGUGCACGCUAAUAAAUAAAUAACUAUGAAUAUUAUAUCCAGCGUCUGCUAAAGGAUCCCUCUAACUCGUACUCACUGGCCUUUCAAAAUAAGAUAAAAGAAGAAAUACUUCAUCGUCCUUAACACGUGCUGCACAAACCUUGUGCCGAAUACAUGACACGGAACAGACACAAAGUCAUGAUUGUACUCCUAACAUGAAGAGCGUACACUACUUUAAAUUAUUAGUUUUAAAUCAUCUUAAGUCAUCUUUUUCACACACGGUUUAGGGAAUAUCAACUAACUUAGCAGCACACUUUUAGCGUGUAUGACCACAACUCAAAGCAUCUUUUUAGAUUAAGUAUUUUCUGCUAUUUAGUCCUUGCAGCCACAGUAACCCUGUACUGCUGAAUCACAGGUGACCUGUAGCCGCUGUGUAGUAAUGGACUGAGGCUGCUGCUGGUGCUCUGACGUGCCGCUUUCUUUAUGAGACACUUGUAGACAUGCCGCUAGAGAUGCUUGUCUGCAGAGGGACAAUAACAGAAGAGAAACAAGUGCGUUUUCAAUCAAACCAGCUGCUCCCUAUAUAAGUAACACUCUACGGUGGACUGUAAAUUGAAAUCCCAGAUCCUUGAAGCAGGUAUUACAGGCAGUAAACAGGCAAUGAUUUCAGAUGCAGCCUUGGUUACAUUUCUUGCACAGCCACAGGUGUUUUUACUUUGCACCUAGUUAGACUUCGACUCCAUUUGGCAUCUGCCUCACUCACAUUUUGCACCUUUUAAAGUUAGAGUACGUGAAAUCACCAAGAGAAAGCAAGAUUUGGAAAGCACAUGAGUACGGUGGGUUCCUACUGGAAACUACUUAGUCGUGAUCACAAGACAAGACAAAUGAUGAUUACCUGUCCAACAGAAGAGCAGCUGACGUCACUUUUCAUGCCCUUGGACUCCUGCAGCUGCUGUCAGUGUGGAAAUAGAAAGAUGAGAAGAUGUUGCAGGUUUAGGUGUAAAACUGAAACACAGCAGCAUGGUCCAGCUAGCCUCGUAGACUCUGGUGAUGCACAAUGGUUGCAUGGGCAGAGUGAAUGAAGUUAGGCUGAACAUCCGAUCAUUUCUUGCAGGAUGGAUGCAAUGAUUACCUAUUAUUAGGUCUGUCACUGCCUCAGAUUACUGGUUUAUUUAAUUGUCAGAGCAGUUGAUUUAUUGAUUGCUGUUGGGAUGUGAGGGAACCUUAAACAAAUAGGACAAACAAUGCUUUAAGGUAGGACAAACGUUACCUGAGACGGGUGACCUCAUGUAAUUCCCAGCGUAGCUCCAUCUAACUUUAAUCUGACAGAGUUCCAUCAUCAACCACAUUUAAAAAAAAAAAACAAAACAAAACACGUGUUUGUGUGUUUAGGGGCUUGCAAAUGGAAAACAGCAACAUUUCUACCAAAUUAAAAUGAGUGAAUUUACUAAGCUUUAUCUUGGUUUUCUGCGAUCCAAAUACUAUUAACUGUAUUUUGAACUAUUUUGCACCAACUUUACAGCGAUGAACGUGUCGCAAUUUUGAAAUGAAACUCUUCAAUUAACAUUCAGGGCAUCCAUGUCCAAUCAUCUGCCAUCACACAGCAUCCAGCUGGUGUUUUUGGUGUUCCUUAAAAAGAUCUUCUGAUGGAUUUCUGUUUUCAUUAACACUCACUGACAUAAUGCACUGUGCUAAAAAACCCAUCAGAUGUUCUGCUUCUCAGAUUACCACUUAAGUAUUUCUUCUUUUGUGUGGGAAUUUAGAAACGACGCAUCCCUCUGGUGCUGAUGAUCAGUUUCUCAACCCACCCCAGCUUACAGUUGUCCUCCUGCUUUUAAACAGCAGCCGUACAGGAAGUUAAAGCGGACGAUAAAAACCGUAGAAUGAGUCAAACCACCGAAGCAGGUGGACACAAAGGUCUAAUUUUCCACUCUGGUGUUUUUCCCUUGAAAGCUGUACAACUCUUGAAACGUAGUUUUGUUGUCUCAUGAUCUCUGUUGUAUUUGGUGCUUUAGUUUUUUUAUUUUAGGGCUAUGUUUCAGUGAACUAUGUUUGUACAAAUUUGAAGUGUAUUAAAGGUGUGCAAAUGUA